Cydia fagiglandana is the source of this 3839-nucleotide messenger RNA. RefSeq names its product mitochondrial potassium channel ATP-binding subunit-like. The record is from RefSeq and is a predicted model, not a curated record. Bases 109 to 2199 code for a protein of 696 amino acids. Gene Ontology annotation, biological process: oligopeptide export from mitochondrion. The transcript has 14 exons. Lineage: Eukaryota; Metazoa; Arthropoda; Insecta; Lepidoptera; Tortricidae. Gene Ontology annotation, molecular function: ABC-type oligopeptide transporter activity; ATP binding; ATP hydrolysis activity. Gene Ontology annotation, cellular component: mitochondrial inner membrane.
GACAGUUGUGUGUUAUUACCGAAUCAACACAUAAUUUCUUUAAUUAAUUAAUAAAUCAUGCUCUUUUAAGCUUGAAAUUUAUUCCUCAAGUAAAAUUACUCACCUAAAAUGUGGCAAUUGCUACAAACUCAAUCAAGCCACUUAAUUCGGCAAAGGUUGUUACCAGUAAAGAACAGUUGUUACUUUACCAACUUGUUAAAGGAAAAGCCGUCAAACGUCGUGAGACAUUAUUUUUCGGAAGCCAAAAAUGCGUCAGAAAAAAGUUCAAAGUCCGGUUUACUCUUGAUUUGUAGCCCCUGGAAACUGUGUACAGGCGUUAGUUUAGGUUUAGGAGCGAAGUUAUUGUUGAGUAAUGGACCUGUGUUGUGUAAGGCCCAGCAGAACUCCAGGAUAAUACAACGGAGGCCUAAUAUUAACGAUGAUAGUGCAAAGUUUGACUGGAGAAGAUUAUUUGAAUAUCUGCGGCCGCACAAAUGGUUGUUAGUGGGCGCUAUAGCUUCUGCGUUAGCGGUAGCUUUCCUGAAUGUGUACAUUCCAGCGAUGUUGGGGGUGAUCGUCAAUGUCCUGGCGAACAUGAAGAACAAUCCAACAGCGGACUUUUUAGAAGAGAUCAAAUUCCCUGCUAUCAAGCUCAUAUCACUUUACAUUGGACAGGCAGCAUUUACAUUCAUGUACAUCCAUUUAUUGGCACAAGUUGGCGAGCGGGUGGCUUCACAAAUGAAACAGGACCUGUUUGUCUCCAUCCUCAACCAGGAUAUGGCCUUCUUUGAUCAGGAGAGGACGGGAGAGCUUGUCAAUAGGUUAACGGUAGAUGUGCAAGACUUCAAAAGCUCAUUUAAACAGACGAUUUCUGGAGGAUUAAGAGCUUUAACUCAGGUGGUCGGCUCAGCGGUAAGCUUGCUCGUCAUAUCUCCACACCUGACGGGGCUGACCAUGGUGUGCGUGCCUUCGGUGGUCAUUGGAGGCACUUUCAUUGGAUCACUAUUGAGGAAACUCUCCAGGGAAGCACAGCAACAGAUAGAGAAAGCGACGCUAGUAGCGGAAGAAGCGAUAUCCAACAUGCGUACCGUGCGAGCAUUCGCGGGCGAAGAGAACGAAGCGCGAAUGUUCGCGCGCGAAUGCGACGCGGCAGCCGAGCUGAGUACAGAGCUGGGGCUGGGCGUAGGGCUGUUCCAAGCUGGCACCAAUUUGUUCCUGAACGGAAUGGUGCUAGCCACAAUGUUCCUCGGAGGUCACCUCAUGGCCAAUGGCCAGAUGUCUGCUGGUGACGUCAUGGCAUUUCUAGUCAACGCCCAAACUGUCCAGCGAUCCGUCGCACAGCUCUCCUUGCUGUUCGGUUCAGUCGUGAAGGGACUAAGCGCCGGUGGCCGCGUGUUUGAGUACAUCAACAAGGAGCCAAAAAUGGACACAUCGGGCACGAAAGUGAUUAAAUACCACGAGUUCCACGGUGAUAUCGAGUUUAAGGACGUCACAUUCGCUUACCCGACACGGCCUGAAGCGAUAGUUCUGAAGAAUUUCAAUUUGAAAAUACCAGCGGGAAAAACUAUAGCCAUCGUCGGUACUUCGGGCAACGGGAAAUCUACUAUAGCCGCUUUGUUAGAGAGAUUCUACGACGUAAACGAAGGCCAAGUCACCAUAGAUGAUAUAGACGUGAGGGAGAUGGAUGUCAAGUGGCUCCGCGGUCGAGCCCUGGGCCUGAUCAGCCAAGAGCCGGUGCUGUUCGCUACUAGUGUGAGGGAGAACAUCAGAUACGGCCGCCCGGAGGCCAGCGAUGAUGAGGUAUAUCGUGCGGCCAUGACAGCGAACGCUCACGAUUUCAUCCUCGGCUUCCCCGCUGGUUAUGACACGAUGGUGGGAGAGAGAGGCAUGGCGCUCAGCGGCGGGCAAAAGCAAAGGAUAGCGAUAGCGCGUGCUGUACUUAAGAACCCGCCUGUUAUAAUACUGGAUGAGGCGACUAGCGCACUAGACUCCGCGAGUGAGAAAGUAGUCCAAACAGCACUGGAGACGGCCGCUAAAGGCCGAACCGUGCUCGUGAUCGCUCACAGACUGUCAACUGUCAUGAACGCUGACGUCAUAGUCGUGUUGAAUCGAGGGAAGAUUGUCGAGAUGGGAACCCACGAUCAGCUGAAGAAGCAGAAAGGUUUCUACUGGAACCUGAUCAAACAGCAGGACCAAGACGCCGAAAGCAGAUCCUUAUGAGAACAAGCAUAAAAGCCUAAUAUACAUAUAAUACACCCUCCAGACUGACACUCUCGCGCUACAAAAAUACGGUAGUUUUACUCCAUUUUCGAGUCAAGUGUCUUUGUGUGACGCCCGUGUCUUUGAACGGACCAAUCACGGCACGGGACUCGCUCACCCCUUCCCCCGCACCUCAGUAUUUUUGGCAGCAUCGGUUUCAUGAAAUAAUUGCUCUAAACUCCGUCUAGAAGAUUGCUAGUCUAUAGCCUAAUAGCAAAAAGCAUCGCCAAAAAGCAUUAUCAUCAAGAGUGGACAACGCUACGAUUACGAUUCCUUUUUAAUCCACCAAAAAGGUCGUGAAAAAGACGCCAAGAAAGCUUCAGGUAAGGGUAACUUUCAUUACGGAAUAGUAGUGAUUUUUAAAUAAUUUUCGGGAUUAUCCGUUUUCGGAAAUUACCCGUCUGUUAUUUGAGUUGGUAGUCAGAAUUUUAGUUAAGUGUAAUUACUGUUUAUUUCUUACUGCCGCAGAUGGUGUAAUUUACCUUCAAUAAUUGCCAUUAACCUUGGUACUUAGGUUAGGAACGUGUUUGUUUCCAUGUAAAUAUUAUCAGGAUAUGAAGAAAAAUAUACAGAGGCGUUCCAAAAUUAUUGUAUGUAGAUUAUCACUUUUGAAAAGUUAAUACUUAUUCAAUAAUAUCACAUACAUAGUUAUGUUUACUUAGUUUUGUCCCUAAUUUAUUUAUUAUGUAUAAGUAAACCAAUUACCUAAGUAUAUUAAUACCACUUUUCGGCUGUGAAAGUAUUUAUUUGUAUGUUGCAUUUUGAUUUGUUUUUACUUUUGUACUAUAUGUUCAUUUCCACAGCCAAAGUUACUUUUUUUAUUACCUGGCUUAGAAUUUUGUUCUAUUUGACUUAAAUAUAUCGAGUUCAUUUAUAGACUUUUUGACCAGUUACUUUCUGCCACGCCAAGCAUACACUGUUGUCACUGUUACAGCCAUUUGGAAAACAUUUUUCAAUGUGUAAAUUAUUGAGUAGGAAUAUGCUAACAUACAUUUGAUAAGUCUUUUAAUAGCUGCCUUUUAGCUGUUAUUAUGCUUGAUGAAGCAGUGUUCUGAAAAUAAUAAGGGCCAGUUGCACCAACCACAUUUGACAGACUGAUCAACGUCAGCCCGAGCGCCUCGGCGCGCCACUAUGAAACUUUCCAUACAUAAAAAUUUAGCGAACUCUUUAACGAUACGAACAGUUUGGUGCGACCGACCCUAAAAGUUAGGAAACAUUCGUGACUACUUUGAAAAAAAAAACUCGUAUUUUGUUCUGUCAAUCAAAAGAAAAAUGUUGUAACUAUGUGUGGGAUGCAUACAUAGGUAGUUACUGCAUUUUAACUUUGAGAAGCAGUGCGCGAUACGAGUUUUUUUUAAAGUAGUGACGUAUUCUACUUACAAAUUAAAGACAAGCGGCGCUUAAAAAGGUAGUUUUUACGCAAAAAGGGUUGAGUACCACUAUCACAUUGUGUAGAUAUUAUUGCUCAGUUGUAGAUCUUCGGUUAUUGUAAUAAGGAUAUAUGGAUGUGGUUAUAUAAAGUACAUUAGGGGAGAGUAAUUUAUUAUUUAUUUGUGUAAUAUUAACUAUUUUGUGCGUGUUAGUGACUGGGUUUGUUGUGA